GCCGCCGGGCUGGGCUGGCUGGCUCCACAAGUUUGACAGUUUGGGCGAAGGUAGCAGCGGAGCCGUCUCUGCCGGGACUUUUCUGGGGCGGCGGCCGGGCGGAGAGCGGGGCCCCGCGUGAGGGGCAGCGGAGCAGCUCCCCGAGGAGAAAGUUUUUUCCCGCCGGCCCCCUCGGCCUCUCUGCCGGAUUCUCCGGAGCCGCCGCUGCCCUGACCCCUUCUCUCCUGCCUGAGGCGCUGCCGCCGUGUCCGUGGCCACGAUGUCUCGGGAUCCCGAAGAGGUGAAGAAGCUGACAGAGAGCACCUACAAGAAUGUUAUGGAACAGUUCAAUCCUGGGCUACGGAAUGUAAUAAACCUGGGGAAAAAUUAUGAAAAAGCUGUUAAUGCUAUGAUACUGGCUGGAAGAGCAUAUUAUGAUGGUGUUGCAAAGAUUGGAGAAAUAGCAACUGCAUCUCCAGUUUCUAAAGAAUUGGGACAUGUCCUUAUAGAUAUUUCAAGCACAAACAAGAUACUUAAUGACAGCCUAGAGGAAAGUUUCAAAAAAUUUCAUAAAGAGAUUAUAUCUGAACUGGAGAAGAAAACGGAACUGGAUGUAAAAUAUAUGAAUGCAACUUUAAAGCGAUACCAAACAGAACACAGAAGCAAGUUAGAUUCAUUGGAAAAAUCUCAGGCUGAGCUGAAAAAAAUCAAAAGGAAAAGUCAAGGUGGAAGAAACGCAAUGAAAUAUGAGAAUAAAGAAUUUGAGUAUUUGGAAACUGUGAGUUCUCGACAGAGUGAUAUUCAAAGAUUUAUUGCUGAAGGUUGCAGAGAAGCUCUACUUGAAGAAAAAAGAAGAUUCUGUUUUCUGGUUGACAAGCACUGUAGUUUAACUCAGCACAUGCACUUCUAUCAUAAACAGUGUGCAGAUUUACUUAACUCCAAGUUGCCUGGAUGGCAGGAAAUGUGUAGUGAUGCCACAAAAGUGCCAGAAAAAGUUAUGAAUAUGAUAGAAGAUAUGAAGACGCCUGGUUCAACUCCAAUCUCAGGAACUCCACAACCUUCACCAGUGACAGAGAGAAAUAGUAUGGUUGGAAGAGUGCCCCCUGCUCCUACAGUUAGAGCAUUUACUAGUCCUUUAGUUGACAUGUUUAACAAUCCACCAGCAGUUCCAAAGGUUCCUUCGGAAAGCUUAAAUAAUUCAGCAGGUAAUUCAGAUGAUGCCAGUUUAUCACGUUCAACUUCUGUUGCCACAGGACUGAACAUAAUGAAAAGGCAGAAAGUAAAAACUAUCUUUCCACAUACGGCUGGAACUAACAAGACAUUACUUAGCUUUGAACAGGGAGAUGUCAUCACACUUCUUAUAGCUGAAGAAAAGGAUGGCUGGCUUUAUGGGGAACAUGACAUAACUAAAGUAAAAGGAUGGUUUCCAUCAUCAUACACAAAGCUACUGGCAGAGCCAAGUGAUGAAACAGUACAUGUUCCAGUGCGAAGCGCUGCACCAAUCAGAAGUAUCAGUUCUAUAAAUCUAGCAGAUAAAGGUGGUGUUGUCCUCCCCCCACCAGAUUAUCUGGGAACUUUGCAAACAGGCACAACUUCAGAUAUGAGAGUAGAUUCUUCCAAAGGCACUACUGUUAAAGCACCUGUGGCCAGACCAGAAAGCACAACUCCUAAACCUGUUAUAAAUGGCAUUAUAAAACCACCUUUCCUAAGCGGAGAAAAUCCUUUUACCACUGUGAAACUCCGACCAACAGUAACAAAUGACAGAUCAGCACCAAUAAUUCGAUGAAUAUAAUAUUCAUGAAAAUAUUUUUACUCCCUGUAAACACUAUGUUCAGCAAUAUGAUUUACAAAGGCUGUUUAUUUAAAUGUAAUUAGUGUACAGUAGGAGAAGAUUGGAGUGGAUUUCUGAUUUUAACAAUCCAUCUGCUUUCUAAAUGAGGUAAUUGCUCUGGGUUAAAAUGUUUGAGAAUUUUGGCUUGAUUUUACACUACAUGCCUUUUUUAGGAAGAAAGACAGUUGUGAAAGUAUGGGGGAAGUUUGAAUACUGUAGUUACCUGCAUACUUAAUAUUUUAUCAAAAUGCUCUCUAUCUGUUGGAUGGAAAAUACCAUGGAUAAGUUUGUGUUUAAGUCUGCAUAUAUUGUUUAGUAGAUAUAUAAAAGAAAAAAAACUUCAUUUUUUUAAUAAAAGGAACAAUGCAACUGUUGCCUUAAUACUAAGAGUAGAAGUUUGACUGUAUAAAAUGAUUAUGUAUUGCAUUGUUUUGUUUAAGAUAGAUGCCUUAGGUUAUAAAUAAAUAUUUAUCCUCUAUGAGCUUAGACAAAUUUAGUAUGCUUUGCUUGAUGUUAAAAUGCAAAUUAUUUGAUCUGAAGUGUCAGCAUAAAGCUACUAAAAUUAUACAAAGUCUGACUUUUAGGUCAGUAAUGUUCUACUUUGAAAAAGGAGUAUUAUUGUUCUAAUGAAAUAACUAUUUAAAGGUGGGGGGGAGACACCCAUUUGCAAUACAGUACUAUCCUUAAGAGGACCAUGUCUACUGAAAUUUGUCAAAAACUUGUUUUAUAAAAAAAAAAUCAUUAAACAAUGUUGCCACAAUUUUUCUUCAAAUUCCCGUGCAAACAGUUGUCUUUAAACAAACAUUCCCCCUCUGUAUCCCAAAGAUUGCAGCACUCAGAAACUGACAAUUUACUUUUGUCCAUAAUUAGAGAAAUGUGAAAAGUAAAUUGGAUUUUUAAUUUUUUUUUUAAUAAUCCUAAGUGAUGGUAGUAAUAUAAGUAAACAUUGUGUUGCCUAUAGCUAAGUAAACAGUGCCCCUUUAAGUCACAGAAAUUCAGUUAUCUUGUCCAUCCCCCUGCCACUGCAGGAUUGUUCUGAACAUUGUAUUUAAAGGGGUAUUAUAUCCUUAUAUUUAAUAACAAUGUUACAGGCUUGGUGGUCUGACCACAGAAAACUGAGUUCUAAUCAUGGUGAUACUGAUACUUUGAG
Messenger RNA from Terrapene triunguis (Three-toed box turtle), 2960 nucleotides. RefSeq names its product BAR/IMD domain containing adaptor protein 2 like 1 (gene BAIAP2L1). Gene Ontology annotation, molecular function: protein binding. NCBI's taxonomy places the organism in Eukaryota, Metazoa, Chordata, Testudines, Emydidae. The record is from RefSeq and is a predicted model, not a curated record. Gene Ontology annotation, biological process: plasma membrane organization; positive regulation of actin filament polymerization; actin filament bundle assembly. Gene Ontology annotation, cellular component: nucleoplasm; cytosol. Bases 260 to 1765 code for a protein of 501 amino acids. The transcript is spliced from 14 exons.